Triticum aestivum (bread wheat) is the source of this 1380-nucleotide messenger RNA. RefSeq names its product probable carboxylesterase 8. Lineage: Eukaryota; Viridiplantae; Streptophyta; Magnoliopsida; Poales; Poaceae. The record is from RefSeq and is a predicted model, not a curated record. The transcript has a single exon. Gene Ontology annotation, molecular function: hydrolase activity. Bases 165 to 1226 code for a protein of 353 amino acids.
GGGGAGAGUGGUUUACAGGGUGACGAGGCAUUCUUUCAUUGGUCAAUUUGGGAGGCACCGGUCCACCCCUGAAAAUCAGGGGGCGGAGGUAUGAUUAGAAGAGAAGGGAGGUCCGUAACUUCCUGUUGAUUGCCUGUAGGUGUAGGAUUAUUGCUAUCCGUCGUAUGUCCACCAUCCCACUCAUCAAAGCUGUAGUCGCACCGAGUGUGCAAGAGACAAAGCAAAGCCGCGAGGAACCCAUGAGCGAUCUCAUGGUCGCGGACGUUGAUGCGUCUGCGCGGCCGCCGCCGUCCAAGUCGGACAACCUCUUCAUGCAGAUCGCCGUCCACCCGGACGGUGCCGUCACGCGGCCCGUCGUCCCCACCAUCCCGGCUUCCGACGCCGGCAGCGGGGCGGCCGUCUUCAGCAGGGACGUGCCCCUCGACACCUCUCUCGGCACGUACAUCCGGCUAUACCUCCCCAACCCCGUCCCGCCGUCGACGAAGCUCCCCGUCAUCCUCUACUUCCACGGAGGCGGCUUCGUUGUCUUCAACGCCGACACCGCCUUCUACCACGCCUCCUGCGAGGCCAUGGCGGCGGCCGUACCGGCCAUCGUCGCCUCCCUCGACUACCGCCUCGCACCCGAGCACCGCCUGCCCGCCGCCUAUGACGACGCCGUCGCGGCCGUGAUGUGGCUCCGUGACGUGGCGCCCCAGGACCCCUGGAUCGCCGCGCACGGCGACCUCGCCCGGUGCUUCGUCAUGGGCAGCAGCUCCGGCGGGAACAUGGCGUUCAACGCCGGAGUCCGGACCAAGGGCAUCGAUCUGAGCCCCGCCGCGGUGCGCGGGCUCCUGCUGCACCAGCCGUACCUCGGCGGCGUCGAGCGGACGCCGUCCGAGGAGAGGUCGGAGGACGACUUCAUGGUGCCGCUGGAGGCCAACGACAAGCUCUGGAGCCUCGCACUGCCGCUGGGCGCGGACCGCGACCACGAGUUCAGCAAUCCGGAAAAGGCGGUGGCACAGGAAGCCGUGGUCGGCCUGCCGCGGUGCCUGGUGUCCGGGAGCGACGGCGACCCGCUGAUCGAUAGGCAGAGAGGGUUCACCACGUGGCUUCGGGACAGUGGCGUGGAGGUCGUCGCCAAGACGGACGGCUCCGGGUUCCACGCUGCGGAGCUCUUCGUGCCAGAGAAGGCCGAGAAGAUGUUCGCGCUGGUUCGCGAUUUCGUAUUCGCCGACAGUGAUGCUUAACGCUGAUUUGAGUGCGCCGAGUUGAUGGGAGGCCAUCAAUUCGAGCAUGUGACUGUGUGUUGUGAUCAAUAAUUCGCCACUGUUCGUAACGUGGUGCGGUGCGUUGAAAUUGUUAAAAAAUCUUUACUAGAAAUUGAUUGAUGUUUAUGGAUCA